Molecule: messenger RNA, 1785 nt
Organism: Equus quagga
Lineage: Eukaryota; Metazoa; Chordata; Mammalia; Perissodactyla; Equidae
Gene: GAD1
Product: glutamate decarboxylase 1
Exons: 16
Coding region: 1-1785 (594 amino acids)
Biological process (GO): GABA biosynthetic process
Cellular component (GO): cytoplasm; presynaptic active zone
Molecular function (GO): pyridoxal phosphate binding; glutamate decarboxylase activity
Source: RefSeq, a predicted model, not a curated record
AUGGCGUCUUCGACCCCUUCUUCGUCCGCAACCGCCUCGAACGCGGGAGCAGACCCUAAUACUACUAACCUGCGCCCCACAACGUAUGACACCUGGUGCGGCGUGGCCCAUGGAUGCACCAGAAAACUGGGGCUCAAGAUCUGCGGCUUCUUGCAAAGGACCAACAGCCUGGAAGAGAAGAGCCGGCUUGUGAGCGCCUUCAAGGAGAGGCAGUCCUCCAAGAACCUGCUUUCUUGUGAAAACAGUGACAGAGAUGGCCGCUUCCGGCGUACGGAGACCGACUUCUCCAACCUGUUUGCUCGAGAUCUGCUUCCAGCUAAGAACGGGGAGGAGCAAACUGUGCAGUUCCUACUGGAGGUGGUGGACAUACUCCUCAACUAUGUCCGCAAGACAUUCGAUCGCUCCACCAAGGUGCUGGACUUCCAUCACCCACACCAGCUGCUGGAAGGCAUGGAGGGCUUCAACUUGGAGCUCUCUGACCACCCCGAGUCCUUGGAGCAGAUCCUGGUGGACUGCAGAGACACCCUGAAGUACGGGGUCCGUACAGGUCAUCCUCGAUUUUUCAAUCAGCUCUCCACUGGAUUGGAUAUCAUUGGUUUAGCCGGCGAAUGGCUGACAUCAACUGCCAAUACCAAUAUGUUUACAUAUGAAAUUGCACCAGUGUUUGUUCUCAUGGAGCAAAUAACACUUAAGAAGAUGAGAGAGAUAGUUGGAUGGUCAAGUAAAGAUGGUGAUGGGAUAUUUUCUCCUGGGGGAGCUAUAUCCAACAUGUACAGCAUCAUGGCUGCUCGAUACAAGUACUUCCCGGAAGUUAAGACAAAGGGCAUGGCGGCGGUGCCCAAACUGGUCCUCUUCACCUCAGAACAUAGUCACUAUUCCAUAAAGAAAGCUGGGGCUGCACUUGGCUUUGGAACCGACAAUGUGAUUUUGAUAAAGUGCAAUGAAAGGGGGAAAAUAAUUCCAGCUGAUUUACAGGCAAAAAUUCUUGAAGCCAAGCAAAAGGGAUACGUUCCUCUUUAUGUCAAUGCAACUGCUGGCACAACUGUUUAUGGGGCUUUUGAUCCGAUACAGGAGAUUGCAGAUAUAUGCGAGAAAUAUAACCUCUGGCUGCACGUCGAUGCUGCCUGGGGCGGUGGGCUACUCAUGUCCAGGAAGCACCGCCAUAAGCUCAGUGGCAUAGAAAGGGCCGACUCAGUCACCUGGAACCCUCACAAGAUGAUGGGCGUGCUGUUGCAGUGCUCUGCCAUCCUCGUCAAGGAAAAGGGUAUACUCCAAGGAUGCAACCAGAUGUGUGCAGGAUACCUCUUCCAGCCAGACAAGCAGUAUGAUGUCUCCUACGACACUGGGGACAAGGCAAUUCAGUGUGGCCGCCAUGUGGACAUUUUCAAGUUCUGGCUGAUGUGGAAAGCAAAGGGGACAGUGGGAUUUGAAAAUCAGAUCAACAAAUGCUUGGAACUGGCUGAAUACCUCUAUGCUAAGAUUAAAAACAGAGAAGAAUUUGAGAUGGUUUUUGAUGGUGAGCCUGAGCAUACAAACGUCUGUUUCUGGUAUAUUCCACAAAGCCUCAGGGGCGUUCCGGAUAGCCCUGAGCGACGGGAAAAACUCCACAGGGUGGCUCCCAAAAUUAAAGCCCUGAUGAUGGAGUCUGGCACGACCAUGGUUGGCUACCAGCCUCAGGGGGACAAGGCCAACUUCUUCCGGAUGGUCAUCUCAAACCCAGCUGCUACCCAGUCUGAUAUCGACUUCCUCAUCGAGGAGAUAGAAAGACUGGGCCAGGAUCUGUAA